CGUGGCAGUGCAAUCCAGAAAACCAAACAAAAGGUGAGAAGAAGAAACCUUUAAUUCCAUAAAUAAUGGAACACAUCACAAAAUUCUUCUUGGCUAUGGUUCUUUGCGCAACAGCAUUGGCACACCAGACAUAUGCACAAGAAACAAAAGGAAAGGAGCUAAUCAAUAAGGUAUGCACAAUCUCCCCAAAUAGGGACCUUUGUGUGAAUGUUCUAUCAUCAGACCCAAACCGAAGUCCUGAUGCAGACCUCAAAGAUUUGGCAAUCAUAUCCCUCAGGGUUGCUGCCAAAAACGCAUCUGGCAUGCUUACCGAUGCAAAAAGGCUCAUCAAUGACGCCAGCCUUAACCCUAACAUUCAACAAGGUUUGGCUGAUUGCAAAGAAACCAUCUUGGAUGCAGAAAGCCAGCUGGAGGACACCAUUGCUGCCUUGUUGGUUAAUUCUAACACUGACGCUCAAGUUUGGCUUAAGGCUGCUUUAGCUGCAAUCGACACUUGCGAUGCCUCUAUUCCCGGAGAUGACGACAUUCUCUCCGUUAAAAGCACUGUUCUUCGUAAGCUGUGCAACAUUGCCAUUUCCAUUAAUGGUCUCAUGAACAAACCUGAUUUCUUCAACCAACCUAACCUUUUGAACAAACCCUAAACAUUAUAACCUUUCGUGUAAUCCUUUGUUUUCUUCGGCAACCUAUGUCAAUCUUAAUAAUAAUUCUUCCUAAUUUUAUUUACGAUAUUAA
Molecule: messenger RNA, 732 nt
Organism: Cajanus cajan (pigeon pea)
Lineage: Eukaryota; Viridiplantae; Streptophyta; Magnoliopsida; Fabales; Fabaceae
Product: putative invertase inhibitor
Biological process (GO): negative regulation of catalytic activity
Molecular function (GO): enzyme inhibitor activity
Source: RefSeq, a predicted model, not a curated record